Python bivittatus (Burmese python) is the source of this 544-nucleotide messenger RNA. The record is from RefSeq and is a predicted model, not a curated record. Lineage: Eukaryota; Metazoa; Chordata; Lepidosauria; Squamata; Pythonidae.
GCGACGGGCGUCGCCCCGGUGGAGGGGCUGCGGCCCAGCGGCGCUGCUGGCAGCCAUGCUCCUGAUGAAUUCCUGCAUUCAGCUGAUUGAAGGCCAUGAUGUGGCCAACACAGAUAUUCCAAUAACAUUGACACCACUGAAGCCUACCAAAGGACAGAACAUCUUCCUUACCCCCAGGUUGGAUUCUGAGAAUUUUACAAGAUGCAGCUGGUACCGAGGGAUGGCGGCGAACUCAGAGGAACUGAUAUUUACCUAUGACCGACCUGUGUUUUACAUGGUUGGAGAUGCUUACACUGGUCGAGAGACUUUAGGUGCAGAUUGCUCCCUUCAUAUUAAGUAUUGUGUGACGGACAAUUCGGGAACGUAUACAAUCACUAUGGAAGGGAGUGUGAUUGCAACAGGACAAGUCAACUUAGAUAUCUCAGACGGACUUGAUUCGGUUGACCCAGACCAAACUGAAGAUAUGGCACUGAAACUAGAUGUUCCUCUUCCAAAGACAGCACCCUGGAAAACAAAAGAUAUUGUUGGGCUUGUUUUUGGGAUC